Toxotes jaculatrix (banded archerfish) is the source of this 2170-nucleotide messenger RNA. It is a transcript of the gene med18, whose product is annotated as mediator of RNA polymerase II transcription, subunit 18 homolog (yeast). Gene Ontology annotation, molecular function: transcription coregulator activity. NCBI's taxonomy places the organism in Eukaryota, Metazoa, Chordata, Actinopteri, Toxotidae. The record is from RefSeq and is a predicted model, not a curated record. Gene Ontology annotation, cellular component: mediator complex; core mediator complex. Gene Ontology annotation, biological process: regulation of transcription by RNA polymerase II; termination of RNA polymerase II transcription. The coding region runs from base 393 to 1022 and encodes 209 amino acids. The transcript has 3 exons.
AAGAAAAGCUGUUCAUUCAUUGUUGCUGGCUAUAUUCACUGUUCCUCUGAUAAAUAACCGAGCCUUUUGGCUAUUUUUGUUUUAACCGGCUCUUUGUUUUCAAGGAUAGAUAUUUGUUAUCACAUUCAAGAAGUUUAAUGUUGAAAUGCUUAGCACAGUAACUUGAGUUACCUUGUAGCUAACUGGCGAUACAUAAAUUAGCUAGCUGCGAGCUAGCUAGCCAGCCAGCCAGCCAGCCUUGUGUUGAUUGCGUGAGGCCUACUGGAUCCUUGGUCUUUACUGUGGAGGCUCUACGGAAGACUCCCACACGAACAUUUACAAGGUUUUUCCGCAGCUGCAUUUUCUUCUUCGGGGCUUCUCAGAUUCCAAAACAAUAAAGUACCUGAGAAAAGAUGGAGGCUCCUCCUGUCACUGUGAUGCCUGUCACCGGGGGCACAAUCAACAUGAUGGAAUACCUGCUGCAAGGCAGUGUGUUAGACCAGGCCCUGGAAAGCCUCUUACAUCGCCUCCGAGGUCUGUGUGACAACAUGGAACCUGAGACCUUUACAGAUCAUGAACUGGUUUAUCUUCUGAAAGGCCAACAAGGCAACCCUUUCAUUCUGCGCGCCCGGCGCUCCCUCUCCCACCCCACAGCUCCAUGGCAUCUACGCUAUCUGGGCCAACCUGAAGUGGGAGACAAGAGCCGCCAUGCCCUGGUACGCAAUUGUGUUGAUGUGGCUGCGUCUCACAGCCUGCCAGAGUUCCUAAAUGAGAUGGGCUUUCGCAUGGACCAUGAGUUUGUGGCGAACGGACACAUAUUCCGAAAAGGCGCAAUGAAAGUUGUUGUUAGCAAGCUGUCACGUAUCCUAGUACCAGGGAACACAGAGAACACUGAGCGUCUAUCACUUUCAUACUUGGUGGAGCUGAGUGUUUUGGCUCCUGCAGGUCAGGACACUGUGUCAGAGGACAUGCGCAGCUUUGCUGAGCAACUCAAACCCCUGGUUCACCUGGAGAAGAUUGACCCGAGCAAACAGAGACAUUAAGUGACAUAAUUAAGCAGGUUGACUCUUGUAAAUGAAAUACAGUGCAACUUUGACUGAACAGUUACACUUUUGGUCAGUUUUUUAUAUGAGCUGGAAAAUGUGUCUGCUAUCAUUGCAAAAUUUCACCUCUUUCCAUCAGUUUCCACUGAAGAAUGUUCAUGGAAAUUUUGACAUGGCGAUCUUAUCAUCCUGACAAGUUUGCCAACAGUAGUUAAAACCAGUUUAUUAAGGUGUUUACGUUUGUAGUAUCUUUAUUGAUUCCACAUAAGGGAAAUUCAAAUAGAACAGCAGAUUGUCUUGAUUUUUAACUGUAUGAUUAUAUUUCUCGUUGUUACAUUGAUUAAUUUUCCUUCUCCAAGGUGUGGAGAAGGUGUGAGAGGACAGUUACAACUCAUAAUCUUCUGGGAAAAUUAACCCUUAAAAAAAACAUAAGGUGAGACAGCAAUGAAACUUGUUUCCAGAGGAUGAUGUAAUGCUGCAAAAAAUCCUAUUCAUUUUCUACUGAGGUAACAUAUUUCAUUUUAAUGGGAUUCUUGUUCUGUGUUUAACGUUACAAAGUUCUUUUUCAGCACUCUGUUGAUUAUAAACUUAUGAACAUGUACAUCUUAUCCCACUAGGGGUCUCUCUUGCUCUUUGUGAAACUCUGUCUUGAUCAGAACAAACUGAAUGCUACCUCAGAUCAUCUACAGGACCUGUGGUUGCUAUGGAAAUAAUUAGCUGUGAGAUCUGCACAUCUUUUCCCCCCACUCUAAUUAGCUUUCUCAAUUGCUUAAUGAUACAUAGACCUGUGAAAGCCUUUCUUUCUUCCCCUCAACAAAAGCAUUGAUUUUUCUUCUCUUCCCCUCUCAUUUCUACUGUUAACCCAUUAGUGCCUCUUUCAUGGGAACUUGAGCUGGGACUGUUACAUGUGAAAGCACUACAGCUGCCUCAGGUUAUAUAUGUAUACUAGUGUGUCGACAUUAAGGCCAAUCUGCUGUGUAGACUGAAGUAACUAAUGCACAUCCUGUCAGUUAUGAUAAUAACGUGGGCAAUCUGACAUGAGUGCUUCUAAUAAUACCGCUACAGGAAGAUGCAUUUACAGGGGUUGCGAUGUAGAGUGACCAUGUGCAUGUCUGAAGGGAGAGCUCGGGGGCAGAUGGCUGUCUCUG